Molecule: messenger RNA, 1074 nt
Organism: Thyridium curvatum
Lineage: Eukaryota; Fungi; Ascomycota; Sordariomycetes; Thyridiales; Thyridiaceae
Exons: 1
Coding region: 1-1074 (357 amino acids)
Biological process (GO): heme biosynthetic process
Cellular component (GO): cytoplasm
Molecular function (GO): hydroxymethylbilane synthase activity
Source: RefSeq, a predicted model, not a curated record
AUGGCGUCUCAGCAGCAGCAGGAAGGCGGCGCCACCAUCCGCGUGGGCACGCGCUCGUCCGCCCUCGCCGUCGUGCAGGCCGAGAGCGUCGUCGCGGCCCUGCAGAAGGCGCACCCGACCCUCAAGUUCGAGAUCGACGCCAUGAAGACCAUGGGCGACCUCGACAAGAUCACGCCGCUGCCGGACCUCGGCAAGGGCCUGUGGACGUCCGAGUUCGAGGCCAAGCUGGUCGCCAACCAGCUCGACCUCGUCGUGCACUCGGCCAAGGACAUGCCGACGGCCCUGCCCGAGGGCUGCGUGCUGGGCAGCGUGCUGGAGCGCGAGGACCCGCGCGACGUCGUCAUCUUCCGCCGCACGCCCAAGUCGGCCGACGACACGGCGCCGCGCGACACCUACCGGCAGAUCGCGGACCUGCCGGCGGGCAGCAUAGUGGGCACGAGCAGCGUGCGCCGGAUGGCGCAGCUGCGGCGGCGGUACCCGGCCCUGUUGUUCAAGGACCUGCGGGGCAACAUCGACACGCGGCUGCGGAAGCUCGAGGCCGAGGGCGGCGCGUACGACUGCAUCAUCCUGGCGGCGGCGGGCAUGCGCAGGAUGGACUUUGGCGCCCGCAUAUCGCAGUACCUCGACUCGCGCACGCCCGGCGGCGGCGGCAUCAUGCACGCCGUGGGCCAGGGCGCGCUGGGGCUCGAGUGCCGCGACGGCGACGCGCGGGUGCUCGACGUCGUCCGGAGCGUCGCGCACAUGCCGACCUUCCUCGCCGUGCUGGCCGAGCGCUACGUCAUGAGGACGCUCGAGGGCGGGUGCAGCGUGCCGAUCGGCGUCGAGACGCACUGGUCGGACGACAUGACGACCCUGACGCUCAAGGCCACGGUGGUCAGCCUGGACGGCAAGCAGGGCGUCGAGGCCGAGACGACGCAGGACGUCUCUACGUUUGCCGACGCGGACGCGAUCGGCAAGGUCGUCUCCGACGAGCUCAUCGCCAAGGGCGCACAAAAGAUCCUGGACGAGAUCAACGCGGCCAAGGCGGCGGCACCAGCGGCUGGCCCGAAACUGGUUCCCGCCACGGCGUCGUGA